Haliotis rubra (blacklip abalone) is the source of this 3801-nucleotide messenger RNA. RefSeq names its product tigger transposable element-derived protein 4-like. The transcript has 3 exons. Bases 357 to 1967 code for a protein of 536 amino acids. NCBI's taxonomy places the organism in Eukaryota, Metazoa, Mollusca, Gastropoda, Lepetellida, Haliotidae. Gene Ontology annotation, cellular component: nucleus. The record is from RefSeq and is a predicted model, not a curated record. Gene Ontology annotation, molecular function: DNA binding.
UCAGCGCAUGUGAACGAUCUCUGAACGAUGACCACUGGGAGUUGUCCAAAUGUUCAGAGUCAGACGACCUACUGUAAACAGACCGUGCAUGCAUUAUUAGAUGCUCUGUGACAUCUGUAGCAAUACUUACAUGUGAUCUAUAUCUUCGAGUAUUUCUGUAGUCUUAAAAGUCACGCAAGUUCCAACGGUAUAUUUGUGUCCAGAGUGAAAUAAUGCUGGCUAUUGUUUAGCCGCGAUUCAGAUCCUCAUCUGAUGCCAAUGAUGAAAUCUGCAGGUUUGAAAUGAAAGUUUCUGCCCAGGCAGACAACCAGUUAUACCAUCACAGAAAUGUAGAGUGACACAGCUGACCUUCAACAAUGUCUGAAGGUCAAGGUCAGGGGACAACUCAAACAACACCCGCCUCCUCUGCCACAACUGCUGCCAACCCUCCAAGUACUGCAGGCUACCCAUCUGCUGUUCAUGUUGCCACACCCAGCUCCGAGAGCUACCCAUCAGCCUCUCAUGUUGCCACACCCAGCUCUGAGAGCUACCCAUCUGCCUCCCAUGUUGCCACGUCCAGCUCUGAGAGCUUCAUGGUGUUCAACAUACAUGAGGCGACUGUCACCCUGCCUCAGACUCAAGACUUCCAUGCAGCCACAGCCCUGAAUCUCAAAACUCAGGACAAUGAUCCACCACAGCCAGCUGACUACACAUUUGGUAACCUUCAAUACAGCAUUAAACCAGCCAAAGCCAGGAAUGAUCUUUCUCUUGCUAACAAGGUCCGUCUUAUUAGAGAGUCUGAGAGCACUGGAAAAAGUCAGAGACAGUUAGCUGCAGAGUUUAGUAUAUCUCUGGGAUCGGUGAAUAACAUCCUGAGGCGGAAGCGUGAGUAUGUUGAGGCAUACGAGAACAGUGAUUGUCCUACUCCACCUGCCAAACUCCCCAGAAGGAUAUUUCCAAAGAAACCUGAUUUUGAUGUUUUGAAUGCACUUAUUGUGAAAUGGGCAGAAAUAGCCCAAAGCAAAAAUAUUCCUAUAUCCAGAUCAUUAGUGCAAGAGAAGGCCAAAGAGUUUGCAAAGAAGCUGAACAUGUACAGUUUCUCUCCUUCCCAGGUAUGGCUAGAGAACAUCCAGAAGAUCCUUAAUUUGCCUCUGCACUCAGGUACAGAGAACUCUGACCUGACAGCCAAGUUGUACACAGUGUGGAUGAAGAUGUUGCCAUACCUGGUGCAGGGUUAUGAACCAGAGAAUGUGUUUACCUGUGGCGAGACUGCUCUGUUCUACAAAGGACUGCCAGACAAGUGCUAUAUAGAGGGUGGUGUGUGUCUUGGCACUCACCAUAAUAUCAGUUUUGAGGAUCACCGCUUCACCCUCCUGUUCUGCUGUAGUGCUACUGGGGAAAAACUUCAGCCCCUUGUGAUUGGGACAAACUCUUACCCCUUCUCUUGCCAGAGUCUCAACUCCCUUCCAGUCACGUGGAGGAGUCAGCCUAAGGCUUGUAUGACAUCAUCAAUCUUCGCAGAGUGGUUACAGCGACUUGACCUAGCAAUGGAAAACCAAGGUCGUCGGAUUGCAUUGUUCAUGGACAUGGCGCCGGCUCAUCUGUCCAGUCUUGUCCUGAAGAAUGUGAGUCUCAAAUUCUAUAUGGACAACUCCUCUUCAUAUCUCCAGCCUCUGCAGCAAGGCAUCAUCACAGCCUUCAAGUCGCAUUAUCGUAAACGUUUCCUCCAGGCUAUCCUGGCCCGAGUGGAGGCCAGUGAGGAGGCAGCAAGUGCCCUGAAAAACAUCACAGAGCUGGACGCCAUCUACUGGAUCAGGUCCGCCUGGGACAAUGUGAAAACAUCUCUGAUCUGUAACUGUUUUGAUGCUGUUGGCUUCAGCACAUCUGAAGCUUUGUCUGAUGAUGGCACCAACAGCCUGUUGUCAAAUCUCCCUGAGCUGGUCGAGGGAAACUGGUCAAGCACUGAAGUUCACACCAAUGUAUGCUGAGGUGUAUUUGCAGUUUGACUCCCAAGUCCUCUGUCAUGUGUAUGAGGAAGCUGAAUGGGAGAAGCAGCUGAUUGCAGAAGCACUAGGUCGGCCCAUGAUUAAAACAGAACCAGAGGACACUUACGGGGAACUGUUCAAGCAGAAAUUCUCUGACAGCUCUGGUAUGCAUAGCCAGUUAGAUUCCAAUGUGGUUCUGCAGAAUGAAGCUUUAGACUGUUUGAGUAAGCUGAAGUCGUUUGCUGUUAAUGACACUCACUUGCUGACUAAAUUGUAUUCACUUGAAGAAACCAUGCUGGAGUCCAUCAGCGCCAAGAGACGGCGUGCAAAGUAUCGGAGCAUCAACAUUCUUCAUAUGCAGUGACUUUAUUGCACAGUAUAUGAUGUCUUUAUACGGGCAUACUUAACCCAGGGGAUCAUGGGUGUGACUCCUUUUACUUUUCAGCUGCCAGUAUCAUCUACUCACGUGUUGAAACAUCAUGGUUGGUGUGAUGUUUGUGCCAGACAUUCAAGCUUUCAAUACAGUCAGCUCCUCUCCUGCAUUCUGUUUCCAGCCUUGAUUGCAGUAGCUUUCCAUGCCAUGCUUGGCCAAACUCACUGGUUCAAUCCAGUAAGGUCACAAAACGUUGAUAACCAUUAUACAGAACAAUCAUGGAAAGAAAUAAUGAAAGUAGUCCAGAUUAUACCUCUAAAUAUCUGUAAGGAUAUUAGGAGUUGUAGUAUCUUCAAUGUUGUAAUUUAUUUUUUAGAAAAUACAUCUAAACCUAUUUUUAUUGAUAUAUUUAUUAAAAUGUGUAAUUCCCUACUCUUCUUGAUCGGCCAGUAUAAUGUUUUCCUUCCAUACCGCGGACCCAUGUGCAAAUACAGUCUUGUUGGCAAGUCACCAUCUUGUCCCUCAGUAAUCUCCCAGGAAAUUGCUCACCAAUGAAUACAGAAAGAUUGGUCAGCUGUUGUUAAGCUUCUUGUGGGACUAUUGUAUUAAAUUCAUCCAGUGAUGUAUUUUAAUAUCGAUGCUCAUGCUGUUGAUCACUGGAUUGUCUGGACCAGACUGGAUUAUUUACAGACUGCUGCCAUAUAGCUGGAAUAUUGCUGUGUGUGGCGUUAAACAACCACCAAACCAAACCUCUUCAUCUGCAUGGGUUGACAGUGCCAUCUUCAUCAAGACAUUAUGUAAUCGCAGUGCUUGUGAAAGUGCCAACAGUGUUUAUCAUGCUUUUUUGUUUUGUUGUUUUAGCUUGAGGAUUGAUGUGAAGCUUAUUUCAGUACUUAUUUCAAGGCCCCCACAAUGUGAAAAUGACUGCUGUAUGGGCAGAUUUACUGUACUUUAAGAUUGAGUCAGCUGAAAAACAUUGUACCCCAAUAGUUCAAAUUUGUGCAAUAAUAGAAAGACUUAAAUAGAAAGAUAAAAACACUCUCAGGUCACUCACAUUGGAGUAUCUGAAUCAGAGUGAGUGAAUGUUGUAAUAAGCUAGUCAGCUCUGUCAUCACUACCACAUGGCAACAGGUAGUCUGAUGGUUUACUGCAAGAUAUGGAUCUAAACCGUAAAUCUUUUUGAUAGUGUUGUGAAUUUGUUUUGGAUGAGACACAAGAUUGGACUAACAUAUUAAUCAAACUGAGUGAUCCAUUGUGAUGAACAGUAUCAUAAAGUGUCUCAUUUAGGGCGAUUUCUGGUAAACUUGUAAAUAGGAUAUUAGUGACAUUAUGCUGCUUUGUCACACAAUCCAAGAGCUGUCUCAUGAUGUGUACAUAGUGAUAUAUGUCUUGAGAUACAAGCCAAAACUGUAUAUUCCAAUAUUAUUACAACAUUCUGCUAUUAAGUGGUAUCCAUUCCCAAAA